UCUACCCUCACUUAUUCUCCGUCCAGGCACCGACACGUUAACAAUCUCUCAGAGAACGUUCCAACGAUCAUAUUCCAUCUUUCGAUUUGAACUACUUCUCUAUCCUUUUCACAGUCAUUACAAUGAGUGCCGAAGAAGCAAUUAUUCAAGAAGCUAUGGCAGAGGUCCAAACCGCGGCCAACAAUGACUCUCUCCGAAAGCUAUUGCAUAGUCAUCUCAUCAGGCACUGUACUGCUGAGAAGCUACAAACUUUCCACAAGUCGACCGACAAGUUCAGAAAAUAUCUGGUAUCAAAUCUGGCCAAGAAUAUGACGAUAGAUAUGUUUGAGCAAUUUGGCAGGGAAUUGGCCUCAGAGUUGGAGAAAACGCUCUAGACAUUUUUUGGACUCACGUCAGGCCCAUGGGAUGUGAGGUAAGAUUUUUUCAG
This is a messenger RNA of Aspergillus vadensis CBS 113365, 427 nucleotides long. RefSeq lists its product as uncharacterized. Bases 123 to 374 code for a protein of 83 amino acids. The record is from RefSeq and is a predicted model, not a curated record. Lineage: Eukaryota; Fungi; Ascomycota; Eurotiomycetes; Eurotiales; Aspergillaceae. The transcript has a single exon.